ACGCCUCCACUGGGAGCGACUUGGGGCUCGGCGCCGUGGCAACGGACACACACGCUGGACAUGUGGAGCCAGAGGAGCUGGGAUGGAGCUGUCAGGCCUGUAAACAACCAGCUGGAGGGCUCCAUGACCUGAAGCACUACACACCGUGUACCCAGCAUCAGAUGCCAGGCGAAGGUUGGCACUUGAAGCACAUGGCUGGCGGCUGCUGCAGCUAUUUAACAAGUGACCAGCAGGAAACACACGCCCUGAAUAGAACCAGCCUUCACUCACUGCGUUUAUACACUUACACUACACUUACUGGUUACUGCUGUGGAAUCAUCUGAAGUGAUGCUUCAUUAACAGGGUGACAGAAGGUGUCUUAUCAACUAAACUGACCCAACUGCUUAAAUUAAGGAUUGAUAUUUUAUUCAGAGGCCACUUGUAUGAGAUAUGUCUCUGAUGCUUGUCUGGUGAAGUCGUCCUGCAUCAAAGCAGUGGCUGCUGUCCAUGACAACAAGGGCUAAACAAUAACAGUAGGCCUGUUCCCUCCCCCCAACCAGACAAGGCAGGUGACCCCCCAUUCUCAUCCUGGGGUUGGGUAGGAUUUCUAUUAAACGUUAUAUUGUAUGGUUAUAUGUACAGUAUGUGUAACGUUCCAUAGGCUGAUCCUGGUCCCCUCGAGGCCAGUCAUCCCCUCUACUCUCUAAUACGUCUGCAUGUCCCGACUCCACGCCCAAGCACAUGCACGACCCCCAACAGUGGCUGCCAUGGCCCAACCCUCCACAUAACUCCCUCUGGUAUGACAGGCGGGCAGCACCGCCUCCCCCGAAACAGAGAGGGACAGUGAGGAAGGAGAAAGUGUGUGGGAGUGGGAGAGCGGCAGACCUGGAGGAUCAUCCAUGAGCAUUCAGGAGGAGAGCCCGAGUUUGAGCCGAUCCAGCUGGAACGGGAACUUCAGAGCAAAGUGCUGGUGGGGACAGGGAUCUGACUGGAUGUCGUUCAGGAUGAGACGCUCUGUCUGAGAGACGCCGAGCGGCCGCCGGAUCCGCGCUCCCCUCCGUCCCCCGCUCCGCCCCGCCAUGGACCCAGCGGGGGGUCCCUACCUGAACACCAAGGCCCUGUGCUCCCCGCUGGGCGCCGCCCGCCUCGCCCAGCUGGCCGCGGGCUGCGCGGCGAUCGCCCUGGUGACGCACGGCGCCGGCGCCGCCGGCCCGCACGGCGCCUUCUGCAUGGCGGCGUGGUGCUUCUGCUUCGCCAUGUCGGCGCUGCUCUUCUUCCUGGACGCCACGCGGCUGCACAGCUGCCUCCCCGUGUCCUGGGACAACCUGACGGUCACGUGCGCGGCCCUCGCCACCCUGCUGUACGUGACGGCCUCCGUGCUCUACCCGCUCUUCUUCGUCCAGGCAGAGUGCCCCUACGCCGGCUGCCAGGUCCGGAACUUCCGCAUCGCGGUCAGCGCCUGCUCCGUCUUGGGCACCGUGGCCUACGGGGUGGAGGUGGGCCUGUGCCGGGCCCGGCCGGGCCAGGCCGUGGUGGGCUACAUGGCCACGGCCUCCGGCCUGCUCAAGGUGGUGCAGGGCUUCGUGGCCUGCAUCAUCUUCGGGGCCCUGGCCAACGGCAGCGAGUUCUCGCGCCACGGCGCCACCGUGUACUGCGCGGCCGUGUACGGGUUCUGCUUCGCCCUCACCGCCGCGCUGGUGGCCACGACCAUGUGCGGCCGCACCAAGGCCGUGCGCUGCAUGCCCUUCGAGCGCCUGGUGGUGGUGUGCACCCUGCUGGAGGCGCUGCUGUACCUGAGCGCGUCCGUGGUGUGGCCCGUGUUCUGCUUCGACCCCAAAUACGGCUCCCCGUGGAGAGACUCCUCGUGCGGGUGGGGCAAGUGUCCGUGGGACAGUAAGGUCGCGGUGGCCGCGCUCUCCUUCCUGAACCUCGCACUGUACGCGGCAGAUCUCAUCUACUCCCAGAGGCUGCGCUUCAGCUCCUCGCGGGUCCUGCCCUGAAGGAACCCAGUCUGGCAUCCGGCAUUUGUUAGAUUUAUCUGGAUUAUGUGUCACAAACAAUGGGAGGGGGAGGUGUGUUACGGAGCCAGGUCAUCACUGGUGCUGCAAUAUCAACUAACAGAGACAGAGUCAGUCUGUAAACUCAGUGGAAUCUGAUCUAUGAUCUGACAACUGUCCACUGAUUGACUUCCCUCCAUGCGACCCCUCUGACCUGUGAGAGAUUUAGAGGGUCAGUCACCUUCAUCCAAGCAGCCAGAGUCUGGAACUGUAUGUCCUGCCCAGUCCUUAAAUAACAAGACACUGCCACUGUCUCCCACUCGCUCACACACACACACACACGCACGCACGCACGCACGCACGCACGCACGCACGCACGCACGCACGCACGCACGCACACACACACACACACACACACACCACUUGAACCUGUGUUCAAAUAAUGCAUGGGAAUCCGGAAUAUAUAAAUAGCGAAUAUGACGCUGGCAUCUGUGGCGUCCCAGACAUGUGCAAACUCAACACCAGCGGUCGACAGACUUCACCAAGGCGGCCAAAAAUAAAUACUGACACUCGUGAGACAGACUGAAGUGGUGAGACAGCAUUUGCAGCAGGUUGGUGUCUUGGUGCCUUUAUAAAAAUCCCUCCUUCAGUCUGUAAUAAAAAGAAUCUCCUUUUAGAAACCAGACAUUGAUUCACCUGGGACCCAGGAAACAAACGAACACUGGCUGAACUGAUCGUCAACUGGAAACUGGACUCAUCCACUGACAUGAAGCUGCUAUGAACAAUCGUUUCACCUAAUCUGUGGAUGAAUGACUUUUCCUAGUGUGAGAUUAGGGAUCAUCUCAUUCUGCAGCUCCUCUGUUGGAGCACGUCGUUGAAGCUUCACUGCUCUGAUUCAGCCUCAUAUCAAAGUGAAGCCGCUUCGACUGAGGACGCUCUAAUAAUCCACCUGCUCAGGAGACACUGGUCCCAGACGACUGUGGAGACCAAAAUAACAGGGAGCCACGUGACUUCAAAGAUGUUAGAAUGGAAUGUAAUAUGUUGUAUUAGCUCGUGCCUUCUCAGAGGACUGUGAAUCAUGUAAUGGGGUUUAAUAAAGCCAUAAAAAGA
This is a messenger RNA of Betta splendens (Siamese fighting fish), 3086 nucleotides long. RefSeq names its product myeloid-associated differentiation marker-like protein 2. The transcript has 3 exons. Bases 1059 to 1979 code for a protein of 306 amino acids. Gene Ontology annotation, cellular component: membrane. NCBI's taxonomy places the organism in Eukaryota, Metazoa, Chordata, Actinopteri, Anabantiformes, Osphronemidae. The record is from RefSeq and is a predicted model, not a curated record.